CUUCUUUUUCUACAACUACCAGACCAUUGGAUAUUUUAUGUGUUUUAAGAAUCGAAUUCUAUGUUGCUUUUCUGAAAAAAAAUUUAUACUUGAUGUCACUUCUCAAUCAAUACCUUCUAAGGAAAAUGAAUGGAAUUAACUGAACAAGAAAAACUAUUAUAUUCCUAAAAACUAUUGCUAGUUUUUAGGAACUAAUAACUUACACUCUCACUUGCAGUUUUCAAUAAUGUGUCUUACCUAUAGCAGAGCAUAGAAACAGACAAGCAUUCCUGUAAAAUAUGUAAGUUAGUCGCAAAUAUCUGACCAAAAUCUUUGAUGAUUUUUCUUUUAAUCAGCCUGCCUGGUUUUGCCGUCGUUAAUGAUGAUCCAAGGACAAUAAAUUACUGUAGAAGUGAUCUCCUUCAGUGACGCCACCUAUGAACUAGCUAUUAGCGAUAAAUAAAGGACCUCCCUAUGCUGAUAAUACAAUAACUUAAAAAGCAACUACGUAAACAUGAGGGUUCAUUCAACAUUUUUACUGCAGUGUUUUCUCAAAGUAUAUCCAGAUCUCAUUAAACCUUCGGGCAGAAAAGAGUAUCCACACUGUCUAUUUAGAAAGAAUAAAGGAAGUGCAGUUAGGAAAACAGCCACCUGCUCUGCAUCAACUUUUACUGUAGUAAGGUCACUAUAUUAAUUGCUAAUUGCAUAGGAAGAUGUUUUUGAUGCUGUUAUUUCGGCCUUUGAUGCGAUAAUUUCGGCAUGCAAGGCAAAUUUUUAUUAAAGAAACAUAACUAAUACUCAAUCGUUUGUAAUAAGGGGGUUGAAAGUGGCUAGUUACAAAACAAUAAUAAAUGUUCACGUUUUAAAGCUCCCUCAAAAAGAAAAUUAGUUUGGUAAAGCUAAUAAUAUUUUAACCACUUCAUGGUGGAGAGAUACCGAAACGACAUUUUAUAGUCUGUGAAUAUGCAACGAAUGGAUUUAUAACCUAAGUGUUUUAUCGAAAAUUAUUUAAAUGAAAAUAAAUUUAGUUCAUACAUUUUACACAAGUGCCUAUGAAGUACACGUAUUUUAGAAAUGGUCAAACGCGAACGUGUAAAAAUUGCUUUCGUUCAUCCAGAUCUUGGAAUUGGCGGAGCUGAACGAUUAGUGCUUGAUAUCGCCGGAGCUCUUAAGAAGCAAAAUUAUGAGAUAGUAUUUGUUACGAAUCAUUUCGAAAAAUUGCACGCUUUCGAUGAGCUUAAAAAUGAUGAGUUUCAUGUUGAAGUGUAUGGAGACUGGUUGCCAAGGGCUAUUUUUGGAAGAUUUCAAGCUUUUUGUGCAUACAUUCGUAUGAUCUAUUUAGCUUUAGUUUAUAUUACAUUCGGCGAAAGGCAAAGCAAACCAGAUUUGUAUUUCGUUGACCUUAUACCAACAGCAAUUCCAUUCCUAAAGUUGACUAAGAAAAAAGUUAUAUAUUAUUGCCACCACCCAGAUUUGUUAGCUUCACCCCCAGGGGGCAUCUUGAAAAAGAUAUACCGGAAACCAAUUGACUGGAUAGAAGGAAGAGCAACUGCCAUGUCUGAUGUGAUAUUAGUCAACAGUGAAUACACUGGAUCUGUAUUUAGGAAAACAUUUCCAGAUAUUGUUAAGCCCAUUCAAAUAUUAUAUCCUACUAUAGCACAUUCUUAUCAAGAGGAAGUGAGGAAAGCAUCCUCAAAAAAACAUAUCACUGAUAUUGUUCCAGAAAUAAAUUCCAAAAGCAAAGACCUGAUAAUAUUUUUGUCCUUAAAUAGGUUUCAUCCAGCAAAAAGACUAGAGUUUGCAAUUGAUGGUAUGGAAAGGUUACGUGAUAUUACAACUAGUGAUGAGUGGAGCAAAAUAUUCUGUAUAAUAGCAGGUGGAUAUGACCCACAAUCUAGAAUUAAUAAAACAUAUUUUAAUGAUUUAGUGGCCCUGGUAAACCAGAAAUGCCUAGGGGAUAAAAUAAUAUUCAUGAAAUCACCUUCUGAUAAAGUUAAAGUGGAUCUUUUAAAAACUAUCUCAGCUCUCCUAUAUACCCCAUUGAAUGAACAUUUUGGGAUAGUGCCAUUGGAAGCAAUGCUUACAGCCAAACCAGUUAUUGCAAUGAACAGCGGUGGCCCUCGGGAAACUGUGGAUCAUGGAAUUACUGGAUAUUUGUGUGAGCCAACAGCUGAGAGUGUGGCACAAUUUAUGCUCCAGAUUGUGAGGGCAAAUCCUAUGGAAAUGGGUGUCCAGGGGAGGCAACAACUGGAGGACAAAUUUUCCUACAAUAAAUUUUGCAGUAAUUUGCAUAAAAUUGUGAAGGAAGUUACAAAAAAAAAAAACAAAAUAAGUACUAACUGA
Molecule: messenger RNA, 2322 nt
Organism: Cylas formicarius (sweet potato weevil)
Lineage: Eukaryota; Metazoa; Arthropoda; Insecta; Coleoptera; Brentidae
Product: alpha-1,3/1,6-mannosyltransferase ALG2
Exons: 1
Coding region: 1054-2322 (422 amino acids)
Molecular function (GO): alpha-1,3-mannosyltransferase activity; GDP-Man:Man(1)GlcNAc(2)-PP-Dol alpha-1,3-mannosyltransferase activity
Source: RefSeq, a predicted model, not a curated record